AUGAGCUUUCAGGUAUGUCACUGUGGUUGGUCAAAAACGACCACUUACCAGGGCCUGAGAAUUCACCAGGGAAAGAAGGGAUGCACACCGAAGGGAAUGAGCAUCCCUGAGUAUGAUCAGUUCAUGUUUAACACAUACAAACCUGCACUUACCUACUCAGGACUUUCAAUCAAAGCUGGAGAAGUUAGAUCUCCUAAUGGAGCAUUUCUGGACUUUCAAACAGACACAAGAGACUUCCCCAAAGAGACGUUCUUACCGCGCCUGGCGAUUGACCAAGGCAGGAUGGAAAGCACUCUAAGGGAGAUUACAAUGGAGAGCGAAUCAUCCAUCUUUAAAAAUCAGUUGCAAGAAUCUCAUCAAAAGAACAGUGGACCAAUUAAGGAGGAGUGGGUGCCAAUGUCACCAGACCUCACCACCCAAAUAGACAGAGACGCUGCAGACGCUGCAGUAAUAGGGAUGUUCACAUCAUUAUGGGGGGCUCAGCAGCGCUCUCUUCAAACGGCCCAAAACUCGGACAACACUCAUCCAGCACAUGAUUUCCCCACUGGUUGGCAGCCCUUCUCGAUGCCAAUGUCACAAAAUCUCAGCACCCAAAUGAACCCUGCAGCUACAGAUGCCUCAGUAAAGGAGAUGAACAAACCAUUCUUUGAAACUCAACAACACUCUGAUAAAACUGCUGCCAACUUGGACAAAACUCAUCAAAUGUCUGAUUUCACCAGCACAGCACAGCCUCUCUUGAUGACAGUCUCACAGGACCACAGCACCCAGAUGAAUCCUGCAGAAGCCACCUUUAAGGAGACAAACAAAACACUUUUUGAGAGCCCACAGCACUCCCAUCAAAGUGCCAACGGCUUGGACAAAGCUCGUGGAACAAUUCAUUUCUCCAAUGAUUCACAGCCCGUCUCGAUGCCAAUGUCACAACAUCUCAGCACCCAAAUGAACCCUGCAGCUACAGAUGUCUCAGUAAAGGAGAUGAACAAACCAUUCACUGAAACUCCACAACGCUCUGAUAAAACUGCCGCCAACUUGGACAAAGGUCAUCAAAUGUCUGAUUUCUCCACCAGUGCAAAGUCUCUCUCAAUGCCAGUCUCACAGGACUACAGCACCCAAAAGAAUCCUGCAGAAGCCACCUUUAAGGAGACAAACAAAUCACUUUUUAAGACCCCAGAACGCUCUCAUCAAAGUGCCGACAGCUCGGACAAAGCUCGUCGAGCGCUUGAUUUCUCCACUGUUGCACCGCAGAUACAGCAGAGUCCUCAUUUGUUUGGCGGUCAGGCUGUGAAGCAAAACCAGCUUCAUCCUGUGGACCAAAUUAUCAAGGAGCUACCAACAACGAAAGCUCAGGGAACAGCAGUACAACCAAAGGAGAAAGAAAAAGAAAAAGAAAAGGAGGCUCAAAAACGACUAAAGGUAAAACAAGACAAAACCAGAGCUGACUUACAGCAGAAAGUUCAGAUGAGAGAGCAAAAGGUGGCUGAAGUCAGAUCGUCUAUGAAAGCCUGCACGGGCAGCUUGGAUGCUGAGUGGCUGGAGAUUAACAAUGUGUUCUUAGAGGUGAUGAGAGCUGUGGAGGAUACUAGGCAGAAAGCCCUUCAACCUCUGGAGGAGAGGAGGAUGAGAGUAAAGAAAGAAGCUCAAGAUUUGGUCAAGAAUCUGCAAAGAGAAAUUGAUGAGCUCAAAAAGACGAUCGAUGAGUUGGGUAAAAACCCAAACUUGCAGGUUUCUGCUCUAACAUGUCUGGAUGAGUAUAUAGAUUGGAAACAUUUAACUGUGGACACUUCUUACUCCUUCGGUACCCUGAGAACUACAACUUCGGCCAUGAUGGAACAAAUUCACCAGAGACUAGAAAACCUCUCCUCUGUUGAACUAAAGAGGAUCCCUACAUUUGCAGUGGAUGUGAAGCUGGACCCCACUUCUGCACACCGAUGUCUUCUCCUUUCUUCAGACGGGAAGAAAGUACGAGAUGGAGGAAAGACCCAACCAGCCCCUGAUGCUCCAAAUAGGUUUGAUCCGUUUGGCAGCAUCUUGGGGCUCAAUAGGCUGACCACUGGGAAGUCAUACUGGGAGGUGGAGGUCAGCAACAAGACAGGGUGGGACCUGGGUGUAGCAAGAGGCAAAGCAAACCGCAAAGGGGAACUCUCGCUGAUCCCAGAUAAGGGUUACUGGGUAAUUGUACAUUACGAAGGCAAAAACUAUGCAGCUCUCACAGCACCAGCAGUUCCUCUUACCCUGAAAGACAAACCUCAUAGGGUGGGGGUGUUUGUGGAUUACGAGGAACGUCUUGUGUCCUUUUACAAUGUGACAGCUCAAUCUCACAUCUACUCGUUUACUAAGUGUUCGUUCAGGGAUGAACUCUUCCCAUAUUUCAGUCCACAUCUCAUGCAAAAUGAUAAAAACGGGGAUCCGCUGAUUAUCUCUGCUGUGCAAAAGCAGAAGUAA
Molecule: messenger RNA, 2439 nt
Organism: Scomber scombrus (Atlantic mackerel)
Lineage: Eukaryota; Metazoa; Chordata; Actinopteri; Scombriformes; Scombridae
Exons: 19
Coding region: 1-2439 (812 amino acids)
Molecular function (GO): protein binding
Source: RefSeq, a predicted model, not a curated record